This is a messenger RNA of Bacillus rossius redtenbacheri, 1017 nucleotides long. Its product is annotated as cuticle protein 21-like. Bases 52 to 885 code for a protein of 277 amino acids. The transcript is spliced from 2 exons. The record is from RefSeq and is a predicted model, not a curated record. Lineage: Eukaryota; Metazoa; Arthropoda; Insecta; Phasmatodea; Bacillidae. Gene Ontology annotation, cellular component: extracellular matrix.
ACACAAUCUCCACCUCCAUCCAGCAGUCGGACGAGCAGACCGGACAGCGACAUGGCCCUCCAGAUUUUCGUGUUCGCCGCCGUCGUGGCCGUGGCUAGGGCCGGCGUCAUCGGCGCUCCCGCCGUCGCCACGUACGCCCACGCCCCCGUCGCCACGUACGCCCACGCCCCCGUCGCCUACGCCGCCCCCGCCGUGGCCAAGGUCGCCGCCCCCGUCGCCGUCGACACCGACUUCGACCCUCAUCCCCAGUACAGCUACGCCUACGACAUCCAGGACGCGCUGACCGGCGACUUCAAGUCCCAGCACGAGUCCCGCGACGGAGACGUAGUCCAGGGCAGCUACAGCCUCGUAGAGUCCGACGGCACCCGCCGCACCGUCGACUACACCGCCGACCCCGUCAACGGCUUCAACGCCGUCGUGCACAAGGAGCCGGCUGGCCACGCCGUCGCCAAGGUGGCCGCCCCCGUCGGCUACGCCGCCCCCGCCUACGACAAGGUCGCCGCCCCAGCCGCCUACGCUGCCUACGCCGCCCCCGCCGUAGCCAAGAUCCACGCGCCUGUCGCCUACGCCGCUCCCGCUGCGUACGCCGCCCAUGGUGCCUACGCCGCCCCCGCUGCCUACGCCGCCCCUGCCUACGCCAAGGUCGCCGCACCUGUCGCCUACGCCGCACCCGCUGCGUACGCCGCCCAUGGUGCCUACGCCGCUCCCGCUGCCUACGCCGCCCAUGGUGCCUACGCCGCCCCCGCUGCCUACGCCGCCUACGCCGCCCCCGCCGUAGCCAAGGUCCACGCGCCUCUCGCCUACGCCGCCCCGGUCGGCCCCGGCUACGCCAAGGUCGCGUACGGCACGCACGCCACCCCAGCUAUCGCCUAUAAGCACUACUAGCCACCCACGAGCUACUUUCUAGCACGACAUUAUUAGAUGCCACUGUGUGUGCAUGUUCAAUACGUCAAUGCAUUGUCCUUAUUACAUACGCUUUAUAUACAUUUAUAAAUAAACAUGUUAUUCAUAAAAAAA